Messenger RNA from Lacerta agilis (Sand lizard), 1032 nucleotides. It is a transcript of the gene MYCT1, whose product is annotated as MYC target 1. Gene Ontology annotation, cellular component: nucleoplasm. NCBI's taxonomy places the organism in Eukaryota, Metazoa, Chordata, Lepidosauria, Squamata, Lacertidae. The transcript has 2 exons. The record is from RefSeq and is a predicted model, not a curated record. Bases 178 to 759 code for a protein of 193 amino acids.
AACAGUUGCUAAUUUGAGUAUAAAAGCAGGAAAUGUGAUAUACUGAUUUCCUUUCAUGCAAACAGAACAAUCUGACGGAAUAUGUAAGGGCGUUCUUUUCCAAGUCAGAUUUCUAAUAUACACCAAGUGUUCAACUGUGGAUACAAUAUUUUCAUUAUUUUGACAAUUUUGAAUACCAUGGAUGCCAACAACACUAGUCCUGACAACUUAUUGCCGAGUAAUUUCUGGAAUCAUAUGAUAAUAGCAUUUUCUGUUUCUAUGGUCAUUGGACUUGUGAUCGGAGGCGUAAUCUGGGCUUUGCUGGCUUGCCUGUCUAGUCGCAGAGCUAGUGCCCAUAUUUCCCAGUGGAGCACCUCAUCCUCCAGCCGGCGUCCCAGAGCUUCUCGUGGAUCUUCUGCCAGCAGGCCAGGAUUUUAUCGCAACAGCAGCUGCGAACGCCGCAGUAACCUCAGCUUGGCCAGCCUUACCUUCCAAAGGCAAGCUUCCUUGGAGCAGGCCAACUCCUUCCCAAGGAAAUCAAGUUUCCGAGCCUCAACGUUUCAUCCCUUCUUGCAGAGCCCCCCGCUUCCUGUAGAAACGGAAAGUCAGCUGAUUACUUUGGUACCAGUCACCCCCACCCCCACACUUACUGGGACCACCACCAACAGCCUAUCUCGUCCCGAGUUCCACUGGUCCAAUAAUAGUCUUCUUGUCUCCAACUCAACACAAACACCACCUCCUGCUUACGACUCUAUCAUAAAGGCUUUCCCAGACUCUUGACUCCAGUUCUUGGGGAUGUAUGUAUAUAGAAAGAAUCUCAGUUGUAUGAUUUUCUGUGGGCUCUAUGAAGACACCUAUGAAGUCUACCAUUGCAAGGACCUGCAGUGCUGAGACCCAAGUGAUAAUUAUGUGUCCCUCUAUGAUAGGCAUUUGCUGGAGUGAAACUCUGAUGUCUCUUUCAGUGACAAAGACCUCUCUUGCACUAUAUUCACAAUGGUCUGCAGCAUCACGAUGUGUUUAUAUUUGCAUUGUAGCCAUUGCCUUUAGUUUAGA